AUGCUGCUGUGUCGGGGGCCGGUGUUGACCCAGGCUCUGGGCCGAUGGAGGUCACAGCGGGGAGGGGGCCUCCUCUACCGGGCUGCUCCUCUCUGCUCCAGUCGGUGUCACGGAGUUAACACCGGGGAAAGCCCUUCCCAGGCGGCAGAGCCAGGGCAGGUCCAGGGCAUUUACCGUGAAUCGGUGCUUCUUCCCAGGACUGACUUUCCCAUGAAGCUGGUGGGACAGAAGCUCCUGAGCAAAGAGGAGGAGAUCCAGAAGGUCUGUGGCUUUGCAGAGCUGUACACUUGGCAGAGAGAGAGAAAAGCCAAGAAGGAGUUCUGUCUGCAUGAUGGACCUCCAUACGCCAACGGGGACCCUCACGUUGGACAUGCCCUCAAUAAGAUCCUGAAAGAUAUCCGCAACCGCUUUGAGAUGCUGCGGGGGCGACAGGUCCACUAUGUUCCUGGUUGGGAUUGUCAUGGUUUGCCCAUUGAGCUCAAGGCUCUUGGAGAACUUGGGUCGAGUGGACUGAGCCCUCUCCAGAUCCGGCAGAAAGCUCGAGAGUUUGCUGAGAAAGCCAUCGCCCGGCAGAGAGAGGCCUUCCAGCGUUGGGGUGUGAUGGCGGACUGGACUCACUGCUACUUCACCUACGAUGGCGCCUACGAGGCCGCUCAGCUCAAGGUGUUCCAGGAGAUGCACAAUAAAGGGCUGAUAUACCAGGAUUACAAGCCAGUGUUUUGGUCCCCUUCCUCUAGAACGGCUCUAGCAGAGGCUGAGCUGGAGUAUAACCCGGAGCACAGGAGCAGAGCUGUCUAUGCCACGUUUCCAUUGGCGGAGGUUCAGGCGGAGGUUCAGGCGGAGGUUCAGGCGGAGGUUCAGGAGGAGGUUCAGGUGGAGGUUCAGGUGGAGGUUCAGGCGGAGGUUCAGGAGGACGUUCAGGAGGACGUUCAGGAGGACGUUCAGGAGGAGGUUCAGGCGGAGGCUCAGGCGGAGGUUCAGGUGGAGGUUCAGGCGGAGGUUCAGGCGGAGGUUCAGGCGGAGGUUCAGGAGGAGGUUCAGGAGGAGGUUCAGGAGGAGGUUCAGGAGGAGGUUCAGGCGGAGGUUCAGGCGGAGGUUCAGGCGGAGGUUCAGGAGGAGGUUCAGGAGGAGGUUCAGGAGGAGGUUCAGGAGGAGGUUCAGGCGGAGGUUCAGGAGGAGGUUCAGGAGGAGGUUCAGGAGGAGGUUCAGGCGGAGGUUCAGGUGGAGGUUCAGGAGGAGGUUCAGGAGGAGGUUCAGGUGGAGGUUCAGGCGGAGGUUCAGGAGGAGGUUCAGGAGGAGGUUCAGGCGGAGGUUCAGGCGGAGGUUCAGGCGGAGGUUCAGGAGGAGGUUCAGGAGGAGGUUCAGGAGGAGGUUCAGGAGGAGGUUCAGGCGGAGGUUCAGGUGGAGGUUCAGGAGGAGGUUCAGGUGGAGGUUCAGGUGGAGGUUCAGGAGGAGGUUCAGGAGGAGGUUCAGGUGGAGGUUCAGGUGGAGGUUCAGGAGGAGGUUCAGGAGGAGGUUCAGGAGGAGGUUCUGGCGGAGGUUCAGGAGGACGUUCAGGAGGAGGUUCAGGCGGAGGUUCAGGCGGAGGUUCAGGAGGAGGUUCAGGAGGAGGUUCAGGAGGAGGUUCAGGUGGAGGUUCAGGCGGAGGUUCAGGAGGAGGUUCAGGAGGAGGUUCAGGAGGAGGUUCAGGCGGAGGUUCAGGCGGAGGUUCAGGAGGAGGUUCAGGUGGAGGUUCAGGAGGAGGUUCAGGCGGAGGUUCAGGCGGAGGUUCAGGCGGAGGUUCAGGCGGAGGUUCAGGCGGAGGUUCAGGAGGACGUUCAGGAGGACGUUCAGGAGGAGGUUCAGGAGGAGGUUCAGGCGGAGGUUCAGGCGGAGGUUCAGGAGGAGGUUCAGGAGGAGGUUCAGGUGGAGGUUCAGGUGGAGGUUCAGGCGGAGGUUCAGGCGGAGGUUCAGGUGGAGGUUCAGGCGGAGGUUCAGGUGGAGGUUCAGGCGGAGGUUCAGGCGGAGGUUCAGGCGGAGGUUCAGGCGGAGGUUCAGGCGGAGGUUCAGGAGGAGGUUCAGGCGGAGGUUCAGGAGGAGGUUCAGGAGGAGGUUCAGGAGGAUGUUCAGACGGAGGUUCAGGAGGAGGUUCAGGCGGAGGUUCAGGAGGACGUUCAGGCGGAGGUGGGCGACGUGUGUGUGUUGGUGUGGACGACACAACCUUGGACCUUUCCUGCCAAUCAAGCCGUUUGCUACAUGCCUAAUGCUCAGUAUUCUGUGGUGAGACGGGAGGAUAACAAUAAAACUCUCCUUUUGGCCUCAGAGCGUCUGGCCUCUGUGUCUGCUCUGCUCGGCACAAGGCUGGAAACUGUGGCCACGUUUACAGGUUCUCAGCUCGAAGGUGGCGUCUGUAAACACCCCAUAAUCCCGACCAAAGAAGUCCCUCUGCUGCCAGCCAAUCACGUGACGAUGGCCAAAGGGACAGGGCUGGUCCACACGGCCCCCGCCCACGGCAUGGACGACUACAGCGUCGCAACUCAGUUCAACUUAUCUGUGGAAUGUUGUGUAGAUGAAGAUGGAAAGUUCACGGAGCAGGCGGGUCCUGAGCUGCAGAGUCUGUCUGUGAUGAGCGAAGGGACUGAUAAAGUGAUGGCGAUGCUGAGUGAGAGUGGUGCUCUGGUCAAAGAGGAGUUGUGUGUCCAUAGUUAUCCGUACGACUGGAGGACCAAGCAGCCUGUCGUGAUCCGACCGAGCAAACAGUGGUUUAUCAACACGGCUUCACUCAAAGACAAAGCAAAGGAGGUCCUGCAGAAGGUGCGUAUCAUGCCCGAGUCGGCCCGCAGCAGCAUGUUGUCCCAGUUGGACAGAAGGACGUACUGGUGCAUCUCUCGACAGCGGAGCUGGGGGGUCCCGAUCCCAGUCUUCUACCAUAAAGAGACCGGAGAGCCUCUGAUGAACAAACACACCGUAUCUCACAUCGCUUCACUGUUUAAGGAAAAAGGCAGUGACUGUUGGUGGGAGCUUCCUCUAGAGACCCUGCUCCCUUCAGACGUCCUGAAGAAAAGCAAGGCGGGGCCAGUGUCCGACUAUAUCCGCGGGGAGGACGUGCUGGACAUCUGGUUUGACAGUGGGGCGUCCUGGGCUGCGGUCCUGGAAGAGGAGACGGAGGAGGGGUCUGAGGAGCCGGAGUCUCGCCUGAGCUGGCUCCCGUCUCCGCUGCGUAAACCUUUGACCACAGAGUCUGACUCCAGGGCAGACGUGUGUGUGGAGGGCAAGGACCAGCUCGGAGGGUGGUUCCAGUCCUCGCUUCUCACCAGUGUCGCUGUGAGGAACAAGGCGCCAUAUAAGUCUCUUGUGGUCCAUGGAUUUGCUGUCAGUGAAAAGGGAGAGAAGAUGUCCAAGUCUGUGGGAAACGUUGUGGACCCCGACACUGUCAUUAACGGAGGAAAGGACGUGAGCGCGCCCGCCUAUGGGGCCGACGUGCUGCGAUGGUGGGUGGCAGAGUCCAACGUCUUCUCGGAGGUUCACAUUGGGCCCAGUGCGCUCAACUCGUCCAGAGAAAGCAUCCACAAGUUGAGAAACACCUUGAAGUUUCUUCUUGGAAACCUCCACGGCUUCGACCCUCGCUCUCAGGCUGUGGACCCCAAAGACAUGCACUACAUCGACCAGUACAUGCUGCACUUGUUACGGGAAUACAGCAUCAAGGUGACUGAUGCCUACAGUGAGUUUGACGCCGGUCGGGUCAUACGGCUCCUUCAAGCUUUUAUCAGCGGAGACCUGUCUAGUUUUUAUUUUAGCAUCAUCAAAGACCGGCUUUACUGUGACCCUGAAGACUCGUUGGGACGCAGGUCGUGUCAAACGGCUCUAGAAGAGAUUUUAGACGGAGUAACCCGAUCGAUCGCUCCUGUCCUCCCACAUCUGGCAGAGGAGGUGUAUCUUAACGCCCCGGGACACGACGAGGCAGAGACGCUGUUUAAAAGUGGCUGGAUCAAGAGUAGCUCUGUGUGGAGGCGGCCGGGGCUGGAGGAGGCCGUGGAAGGAGCCUGCGCCAUUCGAGAUUCUUUCCUCGCAUCGAUUCCAGGGAAAAACGCGGCGCUGUACGACCUGACGAUCGCUAUAGAGCCCGGUCUGCUGUUUGAGCUCAUGGAGUCUCUCCAAGUGGAGCCUGUGUCCACGUCCUCUCAGCUGGUGGAGCUGAUGAUGUGUGCUAAAGUGAACCUGACCAGUGCCCUGCCCCGGGACCUGCCCUCGGACGCCCUGCGGAGUCAUGGGACGUUCCUUAUUAACCUGGAAGGAGUGAUCCGUGAGGACAGCCCGUACAGCAUCGCGGUGGUGCCCUCCUCCGCGGCCCGCUGUCCCCGGUGCCGGCGCUUCACUUCAGACUCUACAGACUGUUUAUGUCCGCGCUGCCAGAGCGUCCUGGCACAGACCCAAUGA
This is a messenger RNA of Knipowitschia caucasica, 4416 nucleotides long. The record is from the annotation of a GenBank genome assembly. Lineage: Eukaryota; Metazoa; Chordata; Actinopteri; Gobiiformes; Gobiidae.